This is a messenger RNA of Amphibalanus amphitrite, 1705 nucleotides long. RefSeq names its product regulator of G-protein signaling 19-like. The coding region runs from base 369 to 899 and encodes 176 amino acids. The transcript has 4 exons. NCBI's taxonomy places the organism in Eukaryota, Metazoa, Arthropoda, Thecostraca, Balanomorpha, Balanidae. The record is from RefSeq and is a predicted model, not a curated record.
GUCCUCCUUCCGUUUCCUCCGCGCAGGCGACUCGCUGACGGCGCCACACACAGGAGUGCAGCCCCGGCUGGAGUGCGGACCAGACCACCGGACCAUCGGAUCGUCGUACCUUCGUCCGUCCCACCCCAGCGGCUCUCAGUCGCGCACUGUGAGCCGUUUCUCACGCUGGUUCCCACACCGGCGUCGCGUUCCCACGUCGGCCGCCUUCUCCGGGCGCGCGCGCCGCCGCCGCCGCCGCGCCAGUCCGCGCGCGCCGCUGUUCCUUACCUGUUGGCGUGACGUCACUGGUCGCCCAGCCAUUGGAGAUUGUGUCGCAGAGGUGUGCAGGUCGCUCUCCGAGGUGCUCGCCAUAAUUUCUGACAUGGGCAAUGAAUUGCUUUGAGUGCCUCAAAUCUCGGACGGACUCUCCUGACCAUCUGAAAGCCCAGCCUGCACCUGUGAGCAGCGCUCCGGCGGCCGGGCCAGGUCAGACUGUCGUGGGGAUCGAGCGGGCGUCCGGUGGCGUCAGCCAGCCCAAACGGCAGGCCAAGUUCGCUUACCUCGAGGAGGUGCUCAAGUCACAGAAAGGCAUGGCGGCACUGAGGGAGUACAUGGCCACUGUGCAGCAGGAGCACGUGCUCGACUUCCUGGAGGAUGUACGUCGAUAUAGGAGCGAGUCGGACGCGGCGGCACGCGCCAAGUCGGCGCAGACCAUCUUCUCCAGCUACCUGGCCGUCUGUGCCGAACGGGAGCUGAGUCUGGACAAGCCGGUGCGGGACGCGGUGGUGGCCGGCCUCUCGGAGGCCCCGCCGCACCUGUUCGAUGCUGCGGAGCGCGCCCAGCUGGAGGAGCUGCGACGGGACGUGUUUCCGCGCUUCCUGAAGACGCCGUUAUUUGAGCGGCUGGCCGGCCUCGCCUGAGGGGUCUGCCGGGGGCUGGUCCGUGGUGGGAAGCGGGGGCCUGUCUGGGGAAUCAUUGGAAAUGUGGUGAUGAUUCUCGCUUCUACGCUAUACAUAUGCUAUGUUCGAGCUCUCACGAAAAGAUCAAUCGUUUUUGAUUGAUUAUGUUGCCAAUGAUGAUGUAUAACGAAUUAAAGUAAGGCGACUGGAAUAAGUGUCGAAAAAGGUUGCAUAAAAUGACCAGCGAUGUUACCUAAUGUCCAGUAUUGGGAAAGCUGCUGCAGGCAUCAAGGGCUAUGGAUGCGCUUCCCAUCAAAUGACGCAACCGCAAUUACAGUGAGCAUACUGAAACUGUAUCGUUGUGUUGUAUUCCGAAAGAACAGUCAUUUAUGAUGUUUGGGGCGUUUUCAAAGUUUUUAUUUGUAUGCUUCUUUCAGAACAGUGCCAUGUAUGUACUUAGUAGUGACCUGUGCCGUCCAAUUGAGUUUUAUUAGUUUUCUAUGAAAAUUGUACUGACCAUUGCUGUAUCGAGCUCACCGCUACUGUUUGCUUCUGUAAAUUGCAGAAGAUCUCUAGGAACGAAAUGAUCCAGGCACUUGGAAAGAACGUACUCUGUUUUGUUUAUUAGUUGCAGAGAAAUGCGCAGAGUCGUUCAAUAACUCAGAUAUUUGGCGUCUGAUGUAAACAAUCAUGUAAGACCGAUCCGAUAACCAACUGUCGCGUUUGCUGCCUAUAGAAUGUAUGCGAUAUGCCCUCGAUGCAUGCUUAAUGCCUAUUUUUGAUAUCCAUUGCUGUCUGAAAUGCAAAAUAAAACGUGUAAAAUCUAA